Molecule: messenger RNA, 29092 nt
Organism: Podarcis lilfordi (Lilford's wall lizard)
Lineage: Eukaryota; Metazoa; Chordata; Lepidosauria; Squamata; Lacertidae
Source: the annotation of a GenBank genome assembly
GUCUUCCUGCUUAGUGAAGCAACGAGUUGCGGUGGAGGGAGCAUGCCUGGCCGGCUGCCAGCUUCCACAGUCAACUUCUUGGGCUUUUUUUCAUUACUCCUGGACAUGACUCGAAGAGACACGCCUUAGCAAUCCAGGUGUGGCUGCCAUGAGCUCACCUGGCAUAGGCGGGACGGGACGACCAUUAAAGCAACAGCACCCUCAAGGCACUCAUAUCUUCUCACACUUUCCCUUUGCCACACUUCGGAGUGAGUAUAUCACAGAAAACAGCUGCUGCAGCUUAGGUAAUGGAAUGAUUCUUUCUCUUUCUUUCUUUCUUUCUUUCUUUCUCUCCCUCUCCCUCUCCCUUUCUCUUUUUUGUUUACUCCCUGUUCUUCACUUACGGUUGCAACUUUUUUCCAAUGUCCCGUAUUAAGUUGCAUAAUAUCUGUCCCACUAUGAUAUGUCAUGUCUGAUGGAUUGGAAUGUAAAAUGCGGGAUCCCUCCAUCCAUUUUUUUCUUGUGACUGGUUUGGGUCCAGAGAUCUAGAACACGGUGAUAAAGAAACCCCCAAACCCUGCAGAAUCCUUUCGGUUCUAGAGCAGUCACACUCUUCAUUAUGCAUGUAGCAUGCAAAACGUAUGCGAAAGAACUGAAGUUGCUUGUUUCGACUCUUGACCUCACUUUUAUCUUUACCUUUGCAAGUGCUGUUGGCACAGGGCGGGAAGGACAGCCUGGUUGCACCUGGCUUUAUUCACGGAGCAAACUGGAUAAUAGGGGUUGAUGUGCAGAGGAAGAGUUAAGUGGGUUUUGGCUUGUUGGGGAAAAUUGUGGGGGAUCCUGCUUACAGUUGGACAGGUGAGCCCUGACACUAGGUAUGAACUUCCAAAACCUGGGGUGCUUCAGUAUCAGGGAUUUAGUAUGGAAUUGUCAUGCUUCGUUGGCUCACUUUUUAUGGGGCAUCCACAUGACACCAUCGUCCUGUCAUUGUCAUCCUGUCUUUUCUCAGGGUUCCUCCAGAUGAUGUUUAUUGAACAUUUGCCCAGAUUUUCUUGCACAAAGCUUAAGUGGAGGGUAGACUAUGCCUAGUCUUUUUUGAGCAUUCAUUUGAUUUGUUUGCAGGGAGAUUAAGUGUUCAUCCUGAUUUGUCUGUGCAGUGUUUAUAUGUUUUCCCGCAAAUUAUUUGUUCCGCCCACACUUUUCAUUGCAUUUUCCCGCCAUUUUCCUAACAAUGAAACGCCUGCAGUUGUUUUCUGUUUGAAGUGAGUUUGGCUAAGUAAGCACUAUACCUUUCCAGUACAUUUGAAGCACGUUUUCGCUGAAUGAAUUCUGGGCACUGCAGUUUACCUGUCACAGAGCGACAACUCCCAGCAACUCUUAACUCUGUGAGGGGCAAACUACAGUGCCCAGAAUUUUGUGAAGAAAAAUAUAUGCUUUAAAUUUACUCUGUGUAUGGCCCCUUAGUUACAUAGGAGUGCUAAAGUGCUGUAAUCCACUUUAAUCCAAACACCAUGCCUUUAAAGCAUUCCCCUACAAAUCCUAGGAACUGUAGUUUGUUAAGGGUGCUGAGAACUGUAGCUCUGUGAGGGGUAAACUGCAGAGUCGCUGAUUGCAAAAAAAGGGAAGGCUGGAGGGUCAUGGAAAUCAUGGCCUAGAUAGGAGAAAUGGAAUUAAAGGGCUGCAGACAGGACCAGAGUAAAAAUAGACAUGGGUUCUUUAGAUAUGAUACACUAGAUUUUGAUCCAAGCUUUGGAAGCUAUUGAGAGCAAUAUUGCUGCAUCAAACACUGACCUACAGUUAGGAAAGGGGGGGCAUUUAUUUGCAAAUUUGCGCUUCCAAAACAAAAUGAGAACCAAAGCACGGUUCUCCUUCAGACUUGGCCUGAAUUCUGCAAUGCAGUUCUCCAGCUACAAGAACGUGUACAAAAAUUCAUGUUUCGGGGGGGGGGGGGGGUUGAGGGGGGGUGUUGUUGAUCUUGUUGGUGUUAAUUUUUUUUAUCUAUAUUUUGGAUCUUGUGAUUUAUGUGGAAUUUUUCAGUUUGGUUGUGUACUUUUUGAUUUUUUAAAUUAUUGUUAAUGACUAGCUAUUUAAUUUUUUAUACAUUGUAAACCGCCUUGCACAUGGUUUGAACUUUGGAAAGGCUGCAAACAGAAGAAUAAGUGAUUGAUUGAUUGAUUGAUUGAUUGAUUGAUUGAUUAGUGGGAAUAACAUGCUGAAAUCCAUGCUGUUACAAGAAAAAAAUGCUCUCCCCCCAUAAAAAAAAUGCUUAGAAGAGGAGAAAUGUGUACAAAUUUUCAACUUAAGACUUUAAAACAAACAAACAAAUCUAGAAAAGAUAUGUGUGAAAAUGGAAAGAAGUGAAUUGAAGAUUGUAUAAAUAGAAACUGAGAGAAACUGACAUUAAUAACUUCAUCCCUGUUUAACAGUGGGGGUCAACGUUUAUUCAAAGCUGACUAUUUAGUCACUCCUUUUUUUGUUCUUCCCGCUUGAAAUUUGAGCUGCAAAAGCAAACAAGCCCAUUUCCUUAUCCUAGAAAUAACGUGGGAAGGAAGGCCGGAUCACAGAUUACACGUUCCUUAAUCAUCAUUGGGUUCCUUUGUGGCGCUCCUGGAUUAAGAGGGUGUGCCAGGGAGAUGGCGGGAUACCGUUGCCAUACUGAGGCUUGUUUGUUUUGACUAUAGUAACAAGAAGCCAUGUUACUAGUCACACAGCCUAAUGUUAAUACGCCUCACGGACUUGGAGACACAAAGCACAAAACGGUGUGACUUUAGAAAGGCCCAGGGUGAUUGUCUGUAGUCCUCAUGGCAGGAAUUUGACCCUCCUAUUAGACAGGGUGAGUCAGCCGCCUCAGGCAGUCGAUUUGGGGCAUCAUGAAAGGGCAGCAAAUGGUCGGUUAAUUCAAUUUAUCCAUAUUAUGUGUUUACUGCCAGAGAGGGCUUUCAGCCUCAGGUGCCAAAAUAACAUGGACAGCCAAGGACAGCUUAACUUGGAGUGGGGCUGGGGUCGCUUUACCUCAGGAAGCAAAAUGUCUUGGCUGGUCCUGUUUGAAGGACUGGUAGUGUGAAAAGGGCUAGUAAUAAGGGAAUGGCAUUUAUAGCCUGCCUUUAAAUUAAUAAAAUAUCCAAGGCGACUCACAAUAAAUAUCAUCUCUGCCCUCCCCCCAUUUAUUUUAUUAAGUGGUCAAUGACACCUCUAGUAAAUCACUAAACGCCUGGUAGUUAAAAAGAGCUUGUCUAGUAUAGGGGCUAAGAGUAUUUGCUGGAAAAUUUCUGGGUCAAAUCUCACCCCACCCCUGAAUUUACUAGGGGACUCCAGAUAAGCCACUGUUGUCUCAGCUUCCCAACUGCAAUAUGAAGAUAAUAAUACUGGCAUAACUUGCAGGACCGUUAUAAGGUUAACAGGAAAUAUGCCUAUGAAGCAUACUGAGCAUUUACAAAAUGUCUCCCAUGAAGGCUCUGUGUUUCAAGCAACCUGGGCUCCCCUGCUCUUAUUGUUGCUCAACUUUUCCCAGACAUUUAAUUCCUAAGUAUGAAUCUCAGGACAUGGUCUGCUAGCUAAAAGUGGUGUGUGUUUUUCUUUCAAAUAGAUUGUGUAGACCAGGGAUGGGGAACUGGAUUCCUCCAGCAGGUCAGAGUCUGACUUCGCCAACCGCCCACCACGAGCCAGAUUCUGACAUCCCCACCACAUACGCCAUGUCCCACUUUUCACACCCACUUGUCAAUUGCCUGAAACCAUUAUGAUACGCUUCCGAACCCCACGAGCAAAGGAAGCGUUUCUUUUGCUAAUCAAUUGCUCUCCAAGGAGAGCUUAGGUUAGUCACUCUCUCCCAGCCUUGCAGGGUUCUUGUAAGAAUGAAAAUGGCGACAUGCGGCCUUGAGCCCCUUGGAGGAAAAGUGGGGUAUAAAUGUUGUAAAAAUCUUCUGCAAAGGGCUAUGUUUCUACCUAUUUUCUUUAGCUCUUCCUUGUCUAUCUUGCAACAUCAUCUUCGUUUUACUAUACAAAGCUCUUCAGAUUUCUACUGUUCUCUUGCUCACUUUCUUCCCACUUUCCAGCUUUCUAACAUUUGCACUACUCCAUCUCCUCCUAUUUAUUUAAAGCAGCACCUGCAGCAAACUCAUCUCCUUCUCACGGAUUUUCCAAGAAAAGAGCUUAUGGCCUGCAGCUUUCCUCCUUUCCAUUUGUUUUUUUGCUCCUUAUUGUCUGUUGCUAUCAGAUUGUGAGCCCGCAGGCAGCGCUCAUCUCCUUUCAGCUUCUCAACGGUGCUUAGCUGUUAAAAAGCUCUAGAAAUAAUACCAGGAUUCCCUUACUGUUUAGCAGUUGAAGAGGCUCUCUGGGCAAACCUCUUGGGAGGAAGGUUUUGCCCCGCUGUUUUUUCCUCCACUUCCAGUACUGUGCUCAGUUGUUGUUUUAAUUAUGCACACAUCAGUGACGUACGGUGGGAACUUCUCCAGUGUUUCAUUUCUCUGUGGGAAUGUUUUCCAUUUCAAAAGUUCGUUAGCAGCAAUGAGUGAGUGCUAACCGCAAAUAAAAUUUUGGGCAAGUGUUUUGCUACAAGUAAAUUAAAUGGGUUAUAUUAGAUCGCCCUCAGAGGCAUCAGAAGAAGAAUAAAAAAAUCUGAUGCAAAUGGAAAAAGUUCCAACGUAGAUUACUCUAUUCGAAUUAGCCUGAUUUGCAUAGGAAAUUGUUGUGGUUCAAAGUUUUCCAAAACGACAACAGCAACCCAUCUACAUUGGGUGUGUGAGGGUGUCUGAAUUUGAUUUAUUCAUUUGUGACGUUUAAAUCCAGACUUUCCUCCAAGAAGCUCCCCAGAACAACCCUGAGAGAUUGUGACAGGCUCAAUGGCCAGUCGAUGAGUCUCAUGGUCUAAUGGUGGGGGGGAUGUUUGAGCCUAGGUUAUCCCACUCCUAGUGCAACAUAUGAACCACUGCAUCACCCUGGCUCUCACUCAGUCCCCAAAUCAUCCCAACCUUAUUUUUAAUUUGGUGUGUUGUUCUCAGAAAAAGGCUGGGGGGGACGGACUGCUGCUCUGUUGUAGUGAUGCUGUGAAGCACUCCUUAGAUCUUGGAGUAAAAUCGUACUUUGACUCCCGAACGCCUUGGGAGUCAAACGUUCCGGCUCCUGAACAAUCGAAAACUGAAAGUGAUUGUUCCAGUUUUUGAACAUUCUUUUGGAAGCCGAACGUCUGACAGGGCUUUCACGGCUUCCUGCAGCCAAUCAGAAGCCACACUUUGGAAGUCAAACAUUUUGGAAGUCAAACGGACUUCCCGAACCGAUUCUGUUUGACUUCCGAGGUACAACUGUAAUUGGAAAUUCCAGGGAGUGACUGUACCCAAGCUUGGUUUCUUUUGCAUGGGAGAGCAGUGAAGUUGAUGACCUCUAGGCUCCUUUCCAAGCUUAACAUUCAAUGAGAUCUCACCUCACCUUCAUCUGAAGAUGUGCAAUCUUUGCCAGCAUCUGAUGGGCAUUCCAAAACACUAAGAGAUCCCUAAUAAUUUCUAAACCAUUAGCUCCUACCAUUGAGGAGACAGUAGUCCAUCCUGGACUAUUAAGUAGAAAUUUACCUAUGAAAGGAACAGUCAAAGGUGUCUUCUUCUGUAGCCAGUAUUAGAUUUAAAAAGAAGAAGUUCUGUGCAGGCAGCAGGUUUGGGGGGGAGACUGUAGCUCAGGUUCAGUCCACCAACAUCUCAAGGAAGGGCUGGGAAAGACUCCUGCCUGAGCCCUACACAGCUGUUGCCAGUCUGUGUAGACAACAUUGAGUUUGAUGGAGCAAUGGUUAGUCUCUAUGUAACACAGUUUCCUUUCUUCUUGGGUUGCUUCCAACGGUGCAUGUAAAACAGAUCGUUGGUAUGGAAGGGGCAGGAGAUGGGUCAUGUUUAAAAGAGGAACAAGUUCAAAAAAAAUGUGAGAACCUUUCUUCCCCACCCCCGAUUGUGCAAAUCCUUACAUAUCUAUGUAAAAUGGCACUAAGCCUUCUCCCAAAUCAGAAACACCUAUUAUGUGGGGGAGAAAGUCCUCUGAAAUGCAUUGAUCUCUAGUUUCCUUUCCAGAUAAAAGGGGGACAGAAAGGAGCCGUUUUUGUUCACGUCCAACAGUUAUAUAAUUCCCAGAGCAUAACGUACUGGCUAUUCGUCAAGCCUUUUUUCAUCUGCCUCUCUCAUCAGCCUUCAGGGCAGUAAGUCAACAGUUGCUAGACAUGACGUACGGCAGCAAUUGCAGCCCUUACCUUCUCCCUGCCUUGAGCCUAAGCUAUAAACUUAGCCUGACACCCAUUUGUCUAUUCCUGAAAGGGCUUGCAUCGGUAGUGGUGAAAGCUUUGGAGUACAAUAUCUUAAGCAGGCUUGCAGAAAGUUAACUUAAUGGGUGCGCCUGAGGUCCAACAAGGAAAGUAAGGUAAACAAAGAAAUACAUAGCGAUGAACCUUUCCACAGUUGUUCUGACCACCUGCAGAAGAGCAUGGUGUUAGCUGAUACGAGUUACAUCCCGUUUGGAUUACUGUAAUGUGGUCUUCAUGGGGCUGCCUUUGAAAAGUGCUCAGGAACUUAAAUUGGCUCAAAGAGCUGCAGCCGGCUUGCUGACCAAGGCUGGUUAUAGGGAGCACAGUGGUACCUGGGGUUACAUACACUUCAGGUUACAUACGCUUCACGUUACAGACUCCACUAACCCAGAAAUAGUACCUCGGGUUAAGAACUUUGCUUCAGGAUGAGAACAGAAAUCGUGCUCCGGUGGCACGGCAGCAGCAGGAGGCCCCGUUAGCUAAAGUGGUGCUUCAGGUUAAGAACAGUUUCAGGUUAGGAACGGACCUCUGGAACGAAUUAUGUACUUAACCUGAGAGACCACUGUAUACAACUGUCUUGCUAGAACAGCUCCACUGACUACCCUUCAGUUUCCAGGUGCAAUCCAAAGUGCUGAUUAUUACCUAUAAAGCCCGAAAUGACUUAAGUGCAAACAUAUUAAGUCCAAAGAUUGCAGUUGCUCACCUGAACCUGCCCAGGUUUUGAGAUCUUCAGGGGAGGCCCUUCUCUUGGUCCUGCUCCUCUCACAGGCAUGUUUGGUGGGGAUGCAGGAAAGGGCCUUCUGGGUGGCAGCUCCCAGUCUCUGGAAUUCCCUCCCUGGAGAAGCUAGACUGGUCCUUACUGUCCUUCUGCCACCAGGUUGAAUACCUUCUUGUUUUAAUUAAAGAACUGGUGCCGUGCUGCUUUUAUUGCAAUUUGUAAGCAGAUUUUAUAUGUGUAUAUAGUUUUAAUUUUAUUAAUGUUUAAUUGUUUUUUCAGUGGUAGUUCUUUCUGCUUUUAGCAAUUCUUGUUUUUAUCUGUAAGUUGCCCUGAGUCCCAUCAGGGGAAAAGGUGGAGCAUUAGUAAUAAUAAUAAUAAUAAUAAUAAUGGGAAGAAGCAGCAGAGUUUGCGGCGGGGGAGGGUUUUAGUGGGAAACCACAAAAGUGUACUUUUACCUGACUAUUAUAUUCUCAACCCUGCCCUCUACUGACUGGAGCCAUUCAAGGUUGAUUAUACCCAACAGAAUUACACCUGUGGGCCGGAGGUUCCUGGCUGCUAAUCUAUAUCUCUAUUUUCCUAUCUGUGCUAUGUUUUUGUGUAUCAGUGCAAUUGCCCAUUUUUGCUGCUGCACUGUCUUCAGCCCUUCCCAGAGUUGCCCUUUCCUUUCUGUGCCUGUUAAUAAAACUGGUCUCUAUUCUCUGUCCACUUGCAAGGAAUCACAGUUGUUAUAGCAUGGGUAUGCAAACUAAGGCCCGGGGGCCGGAUAUGGCCCAAUCGCCUUCUAAAUCCGGCCCGCGGACAGUCCGGGAAUCUGUGUGUUUUCACAUGAGUAGAAUGUGUCCUUUUAUUUAAAAUGGAUCUCUGGGUUAUUUGUAGGGCAUAGGAAUUCGUUCAUUUCUCCUCCCCCCCCCAAUAUAGUCCGGCCCCUCACAAGGUCUGAGGGACAGUGGACCCGCCCCCUGCUGAAAAAGUUUGCUGACCCCUGUGUUAUAGCUACAUUUGUUAAUAAAACUUUGGGCUCUGCAUCUAUUGUUUCUACUUUGCUCAAGGACUCCAUGUCUUUUCUUUAAAAAACAAACCUGUUUUCUUCCCCACCAGCACUGCCUGGAAGAAAUGCACUGGUGACUGUCGUUCUUCUGUUUACAGUUAAAUAAGUAAUCUCCCUUUCUCCCUCUCUGCCCCAUUACCUGCCGUUCUGAAACUAAAGUGCAUUACUAGAGUGCUCAUAACCAUUUAUCUUCUGUUUUAACAUUCUGUUUGCACAGGUUUUCUCCUUUGAUGCGGCAGGCUCCAGGAAAAGUUUGCAGGUGUUUGCAACAUCUUAGCGGCUCACAGAGAGAGAGAGAGAGAGAGAGAGAGAGAGAGAGAGAGAGAGAGAAGAUAAACAAUCCUUGAAGACUUCACACCCAAAGGAUGUCAAGGGUGAUGCCAAACCACGUGCUUAGGGUCGGACAGACAAUAUGUGUUUCGUCCCAAGAAGACCACGCUUGCUUGCAGCCUAAUGGUUAUUCGCCUUGCCACACUUCGCCAUCGCAGUAUUUAUACUAUUCUGUAGAAGGCUGGGACAGACAGAUCUCAUUGACCCAAGGCAAAGGAGGUCCACUGCCCAAGAUGGAACUCUAUGACUCCUGUAAGCCGGCAGAGGCCACACAUAUGAAAUCCCCAAAUUUGGGGGAUAAAUGUCUGCCAGAGGAGCCGACAGAAACGGGCAAUGACAGCUGCCCAGAAUUCUCUCCCACUUUGGAUGUGUCCAUUGAUAAACUGAACCGCCUGAUCUUGGAAAUUGACCCCACUUUCCGGCCUCUCCAGCUGAAUCCGAUCCAAAGCCAGAGUCCUAACCAAGCUGUUCCACAAAGCAGCACAGCAGUGGCCCCAAAACAGGAGCCAGAAUCCCCAGGUAAGGUGUGGAAUUCAUUGAGUUACAGGGCUCAGUCUGCUGAGCUGAUGAGAGGGUCAAAUCACCGAGGGUUGACCUUUCUCCCUGUUGCCUGCCCCCAUGGGAGUUUAUUGCGUGAUGUCCCUCAGAGGAGCUCUCACUCUCCCAAAUCGCUGGAAACUUAGCUCCCACCCAAAAACAACUUCCAUAAACCUGUAGUGGUGAAUGUUUCACCAUUCUGACAAACAGCAGAUGCGGUGACAAAUCUGUGACUGAGCUCAGGGCCAAAUCAACCACGAGGCUAAUAAGUAGCCUUAAGCCCUCCUAAUUAUUUUGGCUUUCAAUUUCCCAGCUCAGCCAAUGAAGUUGAGCUUCCCUGGACUAGUCACCUGCCCUUAGGCUUUCCUUCCUCAUAGGUUGCUGUGUCUGAGAAUAGCAGAAGGAUAGGAAAGCUGAUAGUCUUCUACAGUAGUACCUCUGGUUACGUAAACUUCAGGAUGCGGAAGUGGCAAUACCAGAAGUAUUUGACUGGGUUUCGCCACGCACGCAUGUGCAGAAGCGGUCCUCAGGUUGUGGAAACCUCAGGAUCCGACCAGACCUCCGGAACGAAUCCUGUCCGCAGCCGGAGGUACCACUGUAUUAGCCUUUGGUCUUCCAUACCUUUAAUCUAGGCUUGACCUGGGUUGUAUUUCUUCAGACUGUAGAUGGGGACAUCAUUGAUUGCUCCACCACAAAUGCGCGCACACACACACACACCCAACCACUAAGGUUGCCAUAUUUCAAACAGUGAAAAUCCAAUGUUUUUAGCCAAAGUUGUUGAGCAAAUUUUCAAAAAAAGAGAGAAGUUUUUGAGCUAUUUUUAAGGAAAAUUCUGGGUAUUGUAGCUCUGUGAGGAGAAGUCUCAGUGGCCUUAACAAACUACAUUUCCCAGGAUUCUUUGUGGCAGGCCAUGCCUGUGUAAAAUGGUAGGAAGCUGCUUUAAAUGUGCAGUGCAGAUGGGACAUUUGACAAAGUUCAGUUCAGAUGAUGUUGACCACCUCACUGGCAGUUUGUGACCACUAGGCGUAUGAUGCAUCCAUUGACUUGUUCUAGUUUGUGGUGUUUCUCCCCUCUCCCCAAUCUAAACUCCAUAUGAUUGUUCCCUCUAACACACCUGAUUGAUUUUUCUUGAUUGGAUUAGAUGUGCCAAUUAAAUGCAGCAUCGUGUGUUUUGCCCAUGACAUGGGCUGGGGGUGGGGAGGAGCCUGUUGAGACAAGUCUGCUUAGUCAUUUUUUAAAAAGUCAGUGGUGAUGUCUCAGAGGGUGUUCCCUGCGAUGAUUGCCAAGGGCAACUUGAGAUUAACUGUCGUCUCCCCCACAGGUUUAUCUUUGAGCUGCAAUAACCAAGCAUGUCAGGAAACUAGGAAUAAAUUGCUUCUUUCCAUCCCACACACUGCUUUUUUCUAUGUUGCUGGAAAGGUUUGCACACACAAUACAUAUUCUUAUCUAAAAUGGAAAUGUAACCAAUGAUGUCUCAGCCCACAUCACAAGAUUUCCUGGGUGAUAUCCCAGAACCCACUUAGCAACAACCAGGAAAUUCAGGAAGCCACGGGGCACUGCAUAGUUUAUCAUAUAAAGCCCAGCCUAAAUGGUUUGGGACCAGAGAAUUUGAAGGCCCCCUUCUUCCUGCAUGAACGCGCUCAUCAACUGCAGUCAUCUUCAAAGGGAGCACCUACUCUGCACUUUGCCGUCAAGGCAGGUGUCUAUGGCAGCGAUGUGAGACAGGGCCUUUGCAGUGGUAGCACCUUAAUUGUAAGACUCUGUACCAAGGAAGAUUAGACCUGCUCCUUCUCUGUUGUCCUUUAGGUGGGAGUUUAAGACAUUUUUGUUCUGGCAGGCUUUUAAAUGUGUUGUUAUAUGGUUCACUUAUCAGUUUUAUUUUGGCUUUGUGGGGGGUUGGACUAGAUGACCCUCAGGAUCCCUUCCAACUCCACAGUUGGGAAAUCCAGCCAGAUGAUGAUGAUGAUGAUAAUGAUAAUACACUUCUAUGAUUCUGUGACUGCCACUCUGGCAGGUGGCUAUCAUGCUACCACUAGGUGCUUGAACCAUCUAAUUGCCCAUUAGAGCUUUCUGGUCCCCAUCGGUGAUGACCGUGUCAUGCUAAGCCUGAAGGAAAGGCAGAGACACAUUGCAUAACAAGGCAGCAUGACUCACACCACCCUGCUAGGUUUUGUACUUUGGCACUACUUUCAGAGUACAAAAUACAGACACAUCGCAUCAUUUCACAAAGGGUGUGCACAGGUUAUAAAUUGCUGUGUUGUCCUCUUGCAAAAAGCAUGCAAUUGGCUAUCAGGAGAGAUUCACAAGUGGGAAUUGCGCACCUAGAACCCUGUUGGGCAACAAUGGGCAACCUGUGGUCCUCCUCAUGUUGCUAGACUACAACUCCCAUCAUCCCUGAUCAUUGGCCAUCCUAGCUGGAACUCAUUAGAAAUUGAGUCCAACAAGCAUAUGGAAAACCGCAGGUACCCCUUCCCUGCUAUUGGAGAAAAAGCAGCUUGUGAACUUUUUUUGAGGUGGGAAAAACAGAGGAUUUGUAAGUAAUAGGUAGUUUGUCUCUCUAUUUCAGUGUUUCCCAAACUUGGGUCUCCAGUUGUUUUUUGUACUACAACUCCCAUCAUCCCUAGCCAGCAGGACCAGUGGUCAGGGAUGAUGGGAAUUGUAGUCCAAAAACAGCUGGAGACGCAAGUUUGGGAAACACUGCUCUGUUCUGUCAGGUUCUGUCUUCCUCCUACCUCUGCCCAUGUGAGGAUAAUUGUACUGACCAAACUUGAAUGAAAUAAUAUGAUUCUGCAGGCUGGGACUGAUGGGAGUUUGGCAACGUCUGGAGGGCUACAGGUUCCACACAAGUGGCUAUAUGUGAAGUACUUAGAGCACUCAAAAAGUGGUUAUACAAAGUGGUUAGAACUUUGCCUCCUGUUUAACACAAUUCCUUCUCUUUCUGUAUACUUCCACAACAACUGAAAAAAUUAACAUCUUCAGUGCAGAUUACAGUUGUCAGAUUGCAAUCUAAUCUCUAGAAAGAGAUAAACUGCAGUGGAGAGAAAAGAUUGAAAUAGGAAGCCUUCCCAGAAGAAUUGGGCAAAGAAAAACGCUGGGAGUUUUUGUUCCUCUAUGUCCAAACUGAACAAAUGUGUCACACACUUGUUAAUAAAAGCAAACUUGUUCCCACCCCCCACACACGAGGUUAUUCCUCCAGGGUUGGUAAAGUGGCACUAAUAUUAUGCAAAUCCUGCACAAACUCAUUGAUGCUGUGAUAGUAAAGAUCCCCAUUUUAUUUUAUUUUUAAGGAAACCUUUAUGUAUAUGUAUGUAGUUGUGUAUAACAAGGUUGGGGAACCUGUAGCCCUCCAGGUGUAUUGGACUCCAGUGACUUAUGUCAGAAUGGCCUGUGGUCAGGAUGAUGGGAGUUGAAGGCCAACAGCAUAUGGAGGGUCACAGAUUUCUCCACCUCUGGAGAAUAUCAGAAAAAGAUAUUUCAAGAUCAUUGCCAACACUGAGGUGUGGUUUUGCCUCUGAUGUAUUCUUGGGGAGUCACCAGAUGUUUUUCAUCUGGAGUCAGGUACAGACAGGACCUAUGAGAAAAACUAAAGCAUCAGCCACACCCUCCCGUACAGGUGCCAACAAGUAAUGGGCUCAAUGAUCAUCACUGGAAUGACUCUAUAUAACCCGUGUUUUGGCAGGGCUGUUUGCCUUCCAGAUCCUGGAGGUCGUUGUACCUGGAAAGGGAAAGUACCUGGAAUUAAGCCAGGAGUGACCUUUGAUCUCAGUUUGCUGCUUAAAAGAUUUAUAUACGCAUUUCAGGGCCGUUGCCUUCAUAAGCAGGGUACAAAAUAAUUCCACAGCAAACAUUUAAAGCCUAUUAAAAGCCACAUUACAUUCCUUAAAAUGAGCAGUAAAACUCAACAAUUAAUUAAACCAGCUGAUAAAUUCUUUUUAGAGUCACCCGUGAAAUGGCUGUAAGCAAUUCCAUUAAUAUGGGGCCGUCACUGAGAAAGCAGUCCCUAGUUCCUGUCAGCCUAAUGCUUCUUAUUGACAGCCCAGAUGGAUUGCCCCAUACCCCACUCAUUCUUGUUUAGUUCCCUGUCUUUUUUCAGACCUCAAAACCUAGACUUAUUUAUUGAGCAAAGAGAGAACUGAAUAGGAAAACGAAAGUAACCGCAAGAACUGUCUGAAGGUGGAAUCUUCAGCUCUAACCCAACAUAGUGAAUGCACUUACUGUUUAACCCCAUCAUUUCCCAUCAUUACACUCUGCACAUGCCCGGAGUCUUGCUCUUGGCUGCUUUUCUUACUGUGUGUAUCCCAACACCAGGUCCUGGCACUGAAAACAGGUUCAAGGACAGAGGCCUGGUUUGAAUGCGGCUUUGAAGAAUCAGCAACUAUAAACAUUUGAGCGUCACUGUGAAGCUGCUUGCAGUUUGAUGCUGUAGGGUUGAGCUGGCUGAAAGGGGUUGAGGCGUUUCUGCAAAUGAGACGUUUCUCCAAGAUUUGUCCCGAGGCAAAUCUAACUGCCUCUCAGGUAGUGGAUGUACCUUAAACCAGAAGUUCUGUCCUCUGCCCCCAAGUCAUCCUACUCUCUUGUUAGGAAAGAAACAAUAACUUUCAUGAAAGAUCAAAGAGAACAAUGGGGAAAGAAACAAAAAGAGUCCAUUUUUUUAAGAGUAGAAGCAGCCUUCAAAUUGGGUUGGGGAGGGGCAGCCAAAUUUUGAGCUCUUGAGGAAGUGACUCACACAGCAGGCAACCAAGGGGAGAUGGGAGCACGGUUAAUUCUAACAUUUGCAGAUUCCCUUCGUGAAAAUGGUUUUCCAUACACAUCAAGUGCCUUUUCCUGGAGCCAGCCAGGAUGAACUGAUGAAAGCCAAUUUUAACUCAUGAGUUAUUGCUGCAAUCUGCUCUGAUUGUAUAUUUUAUCUUUAUGAACGCUGUUUUUAUUAUGUUAUGUGAGCUGGUCUUUGACUGUAAUAAAUUAUCUAUCUAUCUAUCUAUCUAUCAUCUAUCUAUCUAUCUAUCUGCCUCUCAGAAUUGGCUUUAAGGGUGAGAGUAGCCAGACUUGUCCUGCCCCUCUAGCAUUUCACAGUUGCUGAAAGUCAAAUUCGUGAAGGAUGCUUUUCCCCACUCUACAGAGCAGUGGUGGUGGUGAUUUUGCUGCAAGGAUUACUGAAUCAUAGAAUUGUUCAGUUGCAAGGGGACCCCAUCUAGUCCAGCCUCCUGCCAUACAGGAAUAGUGUGAAAUAGUGUGAAGCUCUUUUUACAAUGUUCUCUCUCUCUCUCUCUCUCUCUCUCUCUCACACACACACACACACACACACACACUGCUCUUCCAUGGUGCUUCCAGGGCAAUUUACAAAAGUACAGAACAAAAUGCAAAUAUAUAUAUAGAUGUGAAAAUAUAUAUUGCUUCUUAGUGUAGCGAAACAGGUAUAUUGUUAAAAAACAAAACAAAACAGGGUUGGAGACUAAGCUUUGCUGAGCUCUAUUUCAUCUUGUCUGUUGCUCUUUUUUGCCUCUGAGGUUUUUUGAUGUUUCUUUCUGCCAGACAUAAAGUACAUCGAAAUGACACCUGCCAGAGCAAAGUGCCAGGAGUCUCUGCAGAACUCAGCGAGUCCGUCCAGCGCUCCACAUUCCACGUCUCCCCCAAACCACUGCCCUUUGUUCCCCCAUGGAGGAACCUGCUCCAGUGGCCACAUGACCUUCAUGGUUGGCCACGAUCCUGGUGGCCCCCAGUAUCCCACAGGGAGGCAGUCGCCGGCUUGCAUCCGAGUCUCUGAAAGCAUCUCCAUCCCACAGCAGGACCAGAAGGGCUAUGGGUCAGCUUCCCUCCUGGCUUCCUCCCCAGGCUUGGAGAACUUACGGAAGCUGUCUCAGCAUGGGAGGCUGGUGCAGCGAUGCAGCGAGGCAUCUCUGCUGUCGACAAGUCCUGGGUCGGACACCAGCUACUUUCUUGGAAGGUAAAGUUGUUGCUUUGGAAUCCUUUGUACCUGAUCUAGAAGUUAACUCAUUCGGGUUUCUGUACCUUUAUAACAGCAGUUGUGCAGAAGUUGUGCUUUCAGUAGGUGGGAGCUUGUCAUGCACAUCUAUUAAAGGUACAGAAGCUCUAUCAUCUGGGCACCCUUAUGCUAACUGAUAAUUAUGGGAGAGGACUAGGAAUUGAAUGGAGUAUCCUGGAAUAAAAGGGACUGGUUGAAAUUCUGAACUGGAGCACUCCCCACCGCAACAUUUUGUUGCAGAUCCCUUGCCUACUUGCGAUUUUUGAGUUUGGAAGAUAAGAGGCACCACGUACUAUAAGACAGGGUAGCAAACAGGAUCUGGUCGAACAGACUGGAUCCUGAGCUUCACCACCUCCCCGCAGGUCAUUGUGACAGGUGGGUGGGGCUGCACUACCUGUCAAUUACCAUGGUGUAAAGUCACUAAGUUUCCAAGGAAUGUGUGCUCUAAGCACACUCCCAAUUCUUUCCUUUCUUUCUGCAGGCACAGUUUGUGACUUGACAGUGCCCUUCAGGCCAGAAAGACCUGCAGGCCUUGACUUGGUGCUAAUAGUUUUAUGCCUCUUCCUUAAUGCCUCCUCCUGUGUUUCCUUUCGUCUUUUGCAGCAGCUCCCAGUCACUGUCCAACAAUGAGCCCGACACUCCUCAGACCAGGUCAACGGGAAGUCCUUCCUCUGUUGGAUCCCUCAAUGGUUCUUCCCUUGGUUCCUGGAGCUCAGGUUCCUACUAUCCUGGUGUCAGUUGCUCCCAGAAAGGGAAUUCUCCCCUACCUCAGCCAUUCCAGAAGGGACAGACCCAUAGCUGCUCUCCUUCACCCGUCAGAAGCUCCCCAUCCCCUGUGCCCAUUGUGCUUAUCAACGGCCGUCUGGAAGACAGUGAGAUGUCCUCCAAACUUUACAGGAAUCACCCAGGUUCUUUCAAACAGAAGAUGGUCCCACCCAGUUCUGGCUCAUUUUCAGGUGCCAGCAGUUCCAACAAAACAUCUUCAGAGAGCUCGCUCUCAUCUUCUUCGUCUCUGGACAGUAAGUCAUCUGACCCCUGUGAUUAGAACCUAUAUAUAUUUUAAAUUUCAAAACAACUUUGUUGCAAAUGGGGCACAUGGAAAGGAUCAGUGCUUGGAAUGUUUAUUUGAAAAAAACAAACGAAUUCAAGUUUGUCCCAUUGAAAAGGAACCGGUUUGAGUUCAUCCUUUAAUUAAACAGUUCAAGUUCAUCAAAAUGAACUUUUUAGUUUAUAAAAAGUUUGUCUUCAGCAAAAUAAAAUCCAACAUUCAGAAUAUUACAAGCUGUUGUGCUCACGUAAGGGGUCCAAAAGCAAAUUGGGGGCCACGCACAAAUAAAAAGAUAUCGUGACAGAUAGAAUGGUGGUGAAGCUUUCCCCAGAAUUUUAUUUCCAUACUAGAAAAGGCUUGCCCUGUUUAAUUUGUACCAGCCACACACAUGUCAAAGGCACAAUGCAUCACAGGCUUUUUCCCUGUACUAUUUGGUGCAAGCUACUCCUGUUGGAAGAGGGAAAAUCCCUUUAGCACAGACAAUACCAGAAAUGCCGGACAUUCCUUCCUUCUGAUUGCUUAGCAGCAGUAAUUAAGUGACUUGGAGAUCUUAGCAACAGCAGCAUCUCCGUAUCUGCCUAAUAAGCCUUAGAGCACAGCCUCCACUUUUUGCUUUCUAACUUUCUUUAUUUAAAAAAAUGAAAGCUAAGUAUUCAGUCAUACUGCAGAGGGUAGGGAGAGAAUGAAUGUGAAAAUGAAUUAGAUACCUUUAAAAGAUCUACCCUAAAAUUAAUUUACCUUUCGUUCACCCGGCAUUAAGGGAACUACUUUCAGGUAUAGUUCAGUCAAUGGCUAAAAUCUUUUAACAAUGAAUUCAACAGGUUAAUUUUUGUUCUGUGAAGAGAUAACUUUCCUCUUACAGUAUUGCCAUAAAUCUGUUGUCUAGCCAUUUCAAUGGAUGGUUCAUUUCAAAUAAUGUGUCUUUUUCCCCUGGAUCUUUAUGAUUUCAUAAGUCCCUUUCAGACCCCACUUAAGCCAUCUGUUUUCCUAGCCUAAAAUUUAAAGGAACAAUGAUUAGUCUCUCUGAUCAAUGCAGUCGCUUUUUGGACAUUGCUUCCAGCUUUUCCUGUAUCCUCUUCCCUCUUGCAGGCUAUUCCAAAGAAACCCAGACAACGAUGAAGUUCGUGAUGGACACCUCCAAGUAUUGGUUCAAGCCUAGCAUCACAAGGGACCAAGGUAAAAUAAGUUCAUGAGGGAGGUGAGGGAAUAGCAGGGAAUUUAAGAAACCGUGGGCGAAGCUGCACCCAUAUUUUCUUCCUCUGAUAUAGCAGGGCCCAGGGUCAUCCUUUUCAGUCACUUUUCCUAACUCGACUGGGCAGUCGGGGCAGGGGUGGGGAGGGUUAAAGAUGCUCUCCUGAGCACUGCUUUCCCCAGCAACAGUGCCAGAUUUAUGUAUAGGCUAAGUAGGCUGAAGCCUAGGGCCUCUAAAUCUAGGGGGCCUCACCAGCCUGCCCUCUCCCCAGUGCCACAGUCUCCCCUCUCCCAAAAUUGAAAACCCAAGACUUCAUGCAAGGGCAGGGCAACUCAGUCCUCUACAUCUAGGGGGCCUCACCAGCCUGCCUGCUCCCCAGUUGUGAGGGUGGGGGUGGGGAGGAGCCUCACAAGUGGAGUAGACUAGGGCCUCUGUUCAUUUAAAUCCAGCCCUGCCCAGCAAACGCCACUACCCCUGCCCUGGCUUUACAAAUUAGAGGUAAGCACAGGUUGGAGAAUCCUCCUUCGCUUAUUCUGAAAGUACCAAAGAGAGAAGAACACAUGCAAGUCCACAUAUACAAGAGAAAGGGAACCUAUAGCCCCCCUGAUGCUGAUAGACUGCAACUCACAUCAUCCCAGACCACUGGCCAUCCCAGACCACCUCCAGAGUCCAACAACAUCUGGAGGUCCAACCACAGGGUUCUUGCAAGGAUUACAAUGAGGGCAGGGAACUUCAGUGCAAAGUGGCCCUCCAGGCUUCUCUAUCUGGCCCACAGAACUCUCCCUAUCUCCACAGCCCCUCCCCCCGCACUGCCCCACACUGGUCUUGCUGUGCAUACAAAGUGUUUUUGCCUGCAGAAAUGUGUCCCUUGCAUUUACACAAUGAAAUGUUUUGAACACUAGAAAGCACCAUACACACUAUUAUUAUUAUUAUUAUUAUUAUUAAUUAUUAUUAUUAAUCACAAUAUUGCCAUCCCGCCUGCCUUCAUAAAAUAACGCCCUUCUUUGGUUAUGGCGAUGCUUUGCCUACUGUGUGCCGUUAAACAGCUGUCCAGAUGCUAGCUGAUGAACCUCCUGGCACUUUCAUCAUGCGGGACAGCACAUCUUACCGCGGCUCGUUUGGCCUGGCCAUGAAAGUCUUCGGCGGCAAAACAGGUACUGAGGCUUCCCUUUUGAGGGGGGGAGGGGGUUGGUCUUGCUCAAGCAGGGGUGUGUGGUCAGUGGAUUGUUCCCCUGGAACCUUCUUCCCAAAGCCCGAGAAGCUUCUGCCCGGCUUGGGGGGGGCACGAUGCUCAUGUGUGCAACAUCGCCACCCCCCAAAAACCCCUCACAAGCUGGUGCUUCUGGCCCUGUGUUCCCCUAUGAAAAAUUUCACUGCAUACCACUGUUCUCAGGAGCUUCUAUUGCAAGUUCCUGCAGGAUUUUAAUACCUGCCUCAGGGUUUACUGCCCUGAGGUUUCCAGUCUUAGUCUUGACAAUAUAGAUAAAGGAAGGGGAACAUAGAAAAGGAGAUCUGAAUACAGUGGUACCUUUAGAUACGAACGGGAUCCGUUCCGGAGCCCCGUUCGCAUCUAGAGGUAAACGUAUCUAGCGGCGGCAUGUCUGCGUACGCGCACGUCGCGUUUCGCCCCUUCUGCGCAUGCGCGUGACGUCACUUUGAGUGUCUGUGCAUGCGCAAGCAGCGAAACCUGGAAGUAACGCGCUCCGUUACUUCCAGGUUGCCGCGGAGCGCAACUUGAACACGCUCAACUUGAAGCAAAUUUAACCCAAGGUAUGACUGUAUGUGUCUUCCCAAACUUCUGCUGGCUGGGGUGCACUUUAAAAACAAUAAUAAAAAAAUAAAACUGGAACCACACAUCACUCUUGCAACUGGAAAGAUGUGGUUUUAGGGUGUGACAGUGCCUACUGUCUAUGGUCACAUCUGCACCACCCAUUUAAAAAUACAUAGUUUUCUCAGAAGAAUCCUGGGAACUGUAGUUCUUUAAGGGUGCAGGGAGUUGUAGUUUCUUUGAGGGUGAACUACUGUGACCUGGAUUCUUUGGAGGAAGCCAUGUGCUUUAAACGUAUGAUGUGGGUGUUGCCUGUGUGUCUCUGCACAUAGGAUGUUACCUAUGUAACUCUUGUUUUGCAUUCAGGAUUCCAACUAAACAGCUUACAUUGAGAAUGUAUUUGAAAUGGUAUAACCUUUAUUUCUAUCAUUUCUUUAUAACAUUUCUUUAAACAGAUUUUAGGAACAGCUCUUAAAGUUGGUGGCAGAUCACACGGCUCCUUUCACGAGAGAAAAUAAAUUGUUGGGUUUAAAAUAAAAUGAAAUCCAUGUCUGUAAAACAACUGGGAGGUGGGAGAGCCAAAUAGUAAAUUCUCCCUCUCCAGCUUUUUUAAUGUUGUACCACAGAAAUAGCAUCGGUGAUUAAAAAAAGAACAAAAGGCCAAGAAUUUAGGAGCAGAAUAUGCUUUGCUAUGUUUGUUUGUUUUAAUUUUUUGUUAAAUGAUACCACCUUUCUGUACAAAGAAUACACAAAACAGUGUUCAGAAACUAAUGGGUUUAUUUACGAACCACUACUUGUGAUUUAUAAUUUGUAAAUAUAUAUAUUUUUAAAAUGUGAAAUAGCACUAAAAUGAGUAAGGGGAAGGGGGUGGAAAGCGAAAGCAGAAGAGGAUGCAAAGACACGAGCCAAUUUUCAGAAGCCAGUUCAGUUUUUGCAAAGUCUCUGGUGCAAGAGUUGCAUUUCAAAAUCGUUUCAGCACUAUUUGUUUUUGCUUCAAAGGGGAAGAUGGCAGUGAUCCCAUCAGGCACUUCCUCAUUGAGUCUUCUGCCCGAGGAGUACACCUUAAGGGCGCUGAAGAAGAACCCUAUUUUGGUAAGACAGCCUUCCUGAUGCAUCUAUUUGUUAAAUGUCACUACAGUUGGUUCAGGAUUUGUUGUUAGGAAGCUGUGUGUAACAUGAGUGUUUCUGAAGUUACUGCAUUUUGCUGUUAAGAAGAACCCAACGGGAUCAAACCAAAGUUCCAUCCAGUCCAAUGUUAACACUCUUACUAAACAAGCCAUUCUGCUUGUUCCCACUCUGGCUUUUGCUAAACAUUUGGGGUGGAUCUCCAAAGUAAUGAGCUGGCUGGUUUCCAAGGACAGCAGCAAGAUCUCAUACUUACCUGUUUCUGGACAACCCUAGGAAGAGCAAGGAUGGAUAUGAGACAUGAUAAACUCUGGUUUGUCUCGCAAUGUCCCGAAAAAGACAUGUUAUCUCUGAAAACUGUUUUCUGUUAGUUGUUCGUUGGCUCCCCUAUAACAAUUUCCCUAGUUCAUUAACAAACAUUCAGUGCAGCUGAAACAAAAUUAAAAAAAUUCCUUCCAGUAGCACCUUAGAGACCAACUAAGUUUGUUAUUGGUAUGAGUUUUCGUGUGCAUGCACACUUCUUCAGAUACACAUUCAGUGCAGCUGUUAAUCAGUGGCAGAAUGCAGGGGGGAAAUGAGAAUUUUGGCAGAGAUUUUGGGUUCAGAGGUUUAAGAACACCGUGUACAAACCUCUUCCUCUACCUCUUUGUUACAGGAAGUCUCUCGGCGUUUGUAUAUCAACACACCAUCAUGCCUUUAGCAUUGCCCUGCAGACUGGUUAUCCCCAGCCAAGGUACGUUUAGGAACUGAAGCAAAUAAUUGCUGAAGUGCUGAAAGGAAUAGUGUGCUCUGUCUAGUAUUCAUGCUAGACAUAGGAGAGGGAUAAGGCUCUCCUGAUUUACGUGCCGGCUGGGGCUGGACGGCCACAGGUUCUUGGAGAAGGGAAUUUGACAUAUGUGGGGCCAUCAUCUGAAAAGGCCUUGUCUUCAGUGCCCACCAGCCUGAUUAAUCUUAGCAGGGCCUCUGAGGCCAAUUUUAGGGCUCAGGCAGGUUCAUAUAGGCUGUCCAUCAAGCAACCUGAUUGUUCAGGGACGUAACGGUUUGUAACAGUCUUUUAAGCUGAGGCCGAAAAUUCAAGCCAAUUCAACUGACGCAAAAUUGGUGUGAUAUGAUAAAAUCUUCUAGUUCUCACAAAUACAAGUACCACCUUCAAAAAAUAAAAAGGCAAACAGCCCACCUAAAGCACCGGGGGCGUGGGGGAUAGCUAGGUAACAACUGAAUCGGCAUUUGAAUCACUAGUAAAUGUGACUGUUAGUAGCACUGUGAAGAGGGAGAGGUUGCUUCAUCCUGCAGAAGAAUGAAGCAACUCCUGUUUUUAUGAUUCGGCUUUAGUUUUGAUUUUGGUAUGCAUCUUUAGAGACUGAUGUGGUGGUUCCCCUGUGCAUCAAAACUGAAAAUUAGAACAAUGCGGAUUGUAAUUGGUACAUUUUUGCCCUCUGUCUGAUUAGUUUUUUCCUACUUUGAUUUCCCCACCUCCAACCUCACUUCAGAUUUCUUUGGAGGAAGAGAAAAUCCUGCUGUGGGUUCAGAAGCCACUCUUCCAGUUUCAAUGAAAGCUGCAGGUAAGUGAAAUGGGAGCAUGCACACCUAUCUGUUAAGUUUGUAGGGGUUGUUUGGAGUAUCGGAGCCGAGUGUUGUAAAUUCACACCUGUUCUUCUGUCUACAUGCAGCUACAUACAUGCUGUGAAGAUAUCCCAUUUUGCCACCACUCAGACCAGCCUCAUAAGUAAACUUAGCCAAGCUAGUAGCCUGCAAAAUAAUAAUAAUAAUAAUAAUAAUAAUAAUAAUAAUAUAUUUAAUGUACAGUAUAUCCCACCUUUCUCCCAAACUAGGAUUCAAGGGAGCUUGCAACAUUAAAAAAAAAAAUUAUAUAAAAUACGAAGUAAUGGAAACAAUCUAGUUAAGAGCAAUAAUGAAAAUACAACGGAACACAAUUGUCGUGAUAGCAGCAGCCCGGUGAUCUGCAUCGUCUGCGCCUUAGUUUUCAAAGCCCUGCCUGAAAAGGAAGGUUUUGCAGUGUUCCCCAAACUGAGUACUUGAUACCCAGAGGAGGAGCUAGCUGUUCUGGCACCCAGAGCGGUGUGCAUGCUGUGCACCCGGGGGCGGGGCAAGCGUCCCAGGGGGGUGGAGCGGCAAUGUCACCCCCACCCCCCAGGGAUGACACCCAGGGCAGGCUGCAUCCACCAUUCUCCUCCAGUGUUGAUACCUCAAUUCCGGGUUUGUUGAUGCCCUGGCUGGAGGACGGAUGGUAGCUCUUCUCCCCAGCAUGCCUUAACCACACACACACACACGGGCUGUCCAACUCCAGGAAUGCAUAUCUGGCCUUUUUUUUAAAAAAAGUGAGAAACACUAGCAACCCGAACACCUUUCCCAUCACAGCCAUUUGGAGGGAUUUGGGUAGGGGGGGGAGAGUUUAAUUUCAUUUUUACAUUUAUUAACACCACCCCCGGAGGUCAGCAGCCACAACAGGUCAUUAAUCGUCCUUUCUUCUCUCUCUCUCUCUCUCUCUCUCUCUCUCUCUCUCUCUCUCUCUCUCUCGGCCUUCUGGCCUUAACAGUCUGCAAUCUCCUGUACCUGCAUUCCCUGACCAUGGAGACGCUCACUGGGAAAGCAGCAGUUCGGAAAGCCGUGUCUGCCACUUUCGAACUGGAGGUCCCGCCUACGCCCACCAUCGUCCACUUCAAAGUGACUGACCAAGGAAUCACCUUGACAGAUAUCCAGCGGAAGUAAGGAAGCCGAAUAGGACAGCAGGUGGCAGAGGAGGAAAGAGCAACUUUUCUUACAGAGUUGCCUGCUCUGUUAACUUGUUGGGGGUGGGAAAGAGGGCAAACCUUUUGCAAUGUCGGAAACAAAAGCAGAGGUGCUCCUGGUGUCUAUUUGCAAAUGGGAACAUGCGCAGGAACCGGGGAACACCCAAGGAUUUCCGCCCAAGGGGGAUAUCAGAGAACUCCGACAGGAGCGGAAAUGGCCGGUCUGUCCCAUGUGUGAAAUGGGAAUCAAACCAGUGAAUACGAUCAAUAUUCACCGCUGUUGUUGUCGUCCACAGAAUCAUGGAAUUGUAGAGGUGGAGGGGACCCUGAGAUUCCAGGAAUCUCAACUAAAGCAUCCAUGACAGAUGUGGCUUUCUGUCCACAAACGUUACAUGAUUGAUUACAUCCUCACCACACCACCCCCCACAUUUGCAUUCUGUUUCCUUUGCAUUGAGAUGAAUGUGGCGUAACCAUAAUGUAAGGUAAAGGUAAGGGGACCCCUGAUCAUUAGGUCCAGUCGUGACCGACUCUGGGGUUGCGCCGCUCAUCUCGCUAUAUUGGCCAAGGGAGCCGGCGUACAGCUUCCGGGUCAUGUGGCCAGCAUGACUAAGCCACUUCUGGCGAACCAGAGCAGCGCAAGGAAAUGCCGUUUACCUUCCCGCUGGAGCAGUACCCAUUUAUCUACUUGCACUUUGACGUGCUUUCGAACUGCUAGGUUGGCAGGAGCAGGGACCGAGCAAUGGGAGCUCACCCCGUCGCGGGGAUUCAAACCGCUGACCUUCUGAUCGGCAAGUCCUAGGCUCUGUGGUUUAACCCACAGCACCACCCGCAUCCCAACAACCAUAAUGUAAUUUUCAUCAAUUACGUAAGUUACGUAAUUUCAUCACUAAGGGCAAGACAGAUAAUGUAGGGGGGGGUUUCAGUGCAGCAGAAAGGAAACAGCACUGAAUAGUGCACAUACAAGGAGGGAUAGCCAUUUUUGAACUGACUUCUUAAGUAACUCAUUGGUUUUGUUUUGGGUGUUUUCCUUUUUAAAAAAAAGUAAACAUGCUUGAUUUUUGCCUCCUCUCUACAGGGUUUUCUUCCGGCGGCACUAUCCACUGGCUGCCAUCAGCUUUUGUGACAUGGACCCUGAAAACCGAAAGUAAGUGACCAGGCUGCUCCUCCAGUAUUGCUACCAGCAUUAACAGGAGGCCACAUGCAGCAAUUUUGAUUUCUCCCCACCUCACCCACACAGUUUAUUUCCCAAGCAUCUUUUAUUUUAGGGCCAGUGCUUUCUCUCCAUGUGGUUGGCCAUGGGAGGCUGAAUAACAAUAACAAUAACAAUAAUAAUUUAUUACUUAUACCCCGUCCAUCUGGCUGGGUUUCCCCAGCCACUCUGGGCGGCUUGCAACAGAUCAAAAAUACAUUGAAACAUCAGUCAUUAAAAAACUUCCCUAAACAGGGCUGCCUUCAGAAAUAAUAAUGGCUCUCUAUGGCUACUCCCAAAAGGGUGGGCAGACUUCAAGCUUGUCAGACCCACUCUGCCUGUUUGUUUCGCAAGAUCUACCAGCCAGAGCCAGCUGCAAAAGACAUAGAACUGAAGAACAGGGUGCCUUAUUAGCCUAAGGAAUUGUUUCUCAGUACCAGAACUGAACUGGGCUCACAGCCUUUUCACAGCAAACUGCACUCCUGGGACUCUGCUAUACAGCUGCAAAUAUAAAGUUUUAAGUGCAUUAUACAAAUGUGACACUAGAUGGCAAUGGUGCGCUAAUGGCAAAUUCAAUAUAUAGUUUUAAAACUUUUUUUAAAAAACGUUUUCACAGUGGGUUUGUUUUUAUAUGUGUCUAGAUUCCACCCUGGUUAGCUUUUUUCAUUUCACUAAGUGAGAAAAGUUAAUUUGUUGUUGCUAUUGCUUUUUUUAAAAAAUAGUUUUUUAUUAAUUUUUUUAAUUAUACAUAUCAAAAUAAACAUUUUACGUAAUACCAUAUAUCCAAUGACUUCCCUCCUUCUCCUUCCAUGGUUCAUUUUACUUGCCUACCAUUCCUGCAUAUUUUACUGUAGCCGUUUUAGUCAGUUUUCCAAUUUACAUCAUUCAAAUGUUAAUCAAAUUGUUGUAUGUAUCUUAAUGCUGCCGUUCUUGCUGUUGCUAAACCAUUGGGAGCCAGACACCCUUGCCUAUCUGCUGCCAGUCACCAGGAGAUCUACUAGUAGUAGAUCCCAAUGCACUUUCUGUCCACCCAUGUUCCAGACUAUUUCCUAGCAACCUACGUACCAUAUUCUUUGCUUUCAUCUGGAAAACACUGGGUUGCAGUGGUUUGGCAGCAACCUACCCUGGAUUCUUCAUAAAAAAGAAUGGCUGAAUCAAAAAGGGGAAGCGCAAAUGUUGUGUUUUAAGCACCUUCUUGCAAAGUUUAAUUGCUAUAGUAUGGUGGAUCAGAGCUGGCCCAAUACAUUUUGGCAUCUGACACAAACCCCCAAAUAGCGUCCCCCCUCCCUGCCAGGGAAUAAGAGCUGCAGGAAAAUCUGUACAGUGGUACCUCAGGUUAAGAACUUAAUUUGUUCUGGAGGUCCGUUCUUAACUUGAAACUGUACUUAACCUGAGGUACCACUUUAGCUAAUGGGGCCUCGUGCUGCUGUUCUCAUCCUGAAGCAAAGUUCUUAACCCGAGGUAUUAUUUCUGGGUUAGCAGAGUCUGUAACCUGAAGCGUCUGUAACCUGAAGCGCCUGUAACUCGAGGUACCACUGUAUCAGGAAGGGGGGCAGGGACAAAGAUCUGCAACAAGAUCUACUGCCUUAUAUUGAGUCAGACUGUUACAUUAAACAAGCCUACUAAUGAAAUGAUUUGUUGAAUAUGAAGUCUAAUUCCCCCUUCCUCUCUUUUUUGUAAAGGUGGCAGAAAUUUUCCAAAAUUUCCAGGUAAGCUAUAUGGAUGGGAUGAGCAGCUUCAUGGAAUGAGGGCUAUACGAUGAUAUGAGGAAUUAGAGAUUGCUUAGGGAAGGCAUAAGCAAACUCGGCCAUCUAGAUGUUUUGGGAAUACAACUCCCAUCAUCCCUGACCCCUGGUCCUGUUAGCUAGGGAUGGUGGGAGUUGUAGUACCAAAACAUCUGGAGGGCCAAGUUUGCCUAUGCCUGGGUUAGGGCGAUUGUUUUCUCAUAAAGCAUAUUAGUAGCAGCACAAUCAUGCAUUCCUGCUCAGAAGGAAGUCCUACCGAAUUCAGUGAGACUUGCUCCCAGUUAAAUGUGUGUAUAGGACUGCAGGCUAAGGGUUGAGAAAAAGGCAGCAACAGAAAUUCAACUAAAAGGUACCCUCAUGGUAAGCUAGCACCCAGAUGCUGAGGGUGCUUCCAAAUGGGGGUUUAUUAUGGGAGUGGGGGCUUCUCUGCAUGUCUUUUCACAGCCAUUGGCAUCAACAAGCCAAUAUGUAAAUCCCUGCCCCCCCCCAUUUAAUCUGGAUUUCCUUUCUGGGAAAAUCCAGAGUUUUUUUUUAAAAAAAAGGGGGGGGAGCUAGUGUGUCACAAACACACACCCAUUCCUGAUACCUGAACCAAUUCAUUUACAAUAUUGAAUCCCUGUUUCCUUGAACGCAAGUCCCGUUGAAUUGAAUUGAACUGAAUGGGUCUCACCUGCGGACGUGUGCUUAAGAUUGCAGCUCGUGUCCCUUUGCUUUCUAUACCCCUUCAUUAAUUUUGGAUUUGAACCUUAAUCUUCUGAGCCUUACUUUUCUAAAACAAAGUAUAUAACAAAAGUGAUUAAAGGGGUGAGUGGAGGUGGGUGUGGGGAGAGAAAUAGGGCAGUCAGCAUAGGUGAGUCACCCUGGGCGUUGCCUCCUCCCAGCUCCUUGCGUUCCAAGCAAGAUGCCAUUUGAACAAAGGAAUGGAAGAGAAAAGGGGGGUGGGAAUGCCUUUUGUAACUCUUUGCCCUUCCCCAUAACUACCAGAAGCAGAAUAUAUUCUGCAAAAUGAGGACAUGGAAAAUUCCUUAAACCACAGAGUAACGCACCACCUCUGGCUGUGCAUAUGCGACACAUUUAAAGCACAUUUCCUUCCCCACCCACACAAUAAAGAAUAUUGGGAACUGCAGUUUGUUGUGGGUGUUGGGAGUUAUAGUUUCAGGGGGUAAAAUAUAGUUCCCAAGGUCAUUGGGGAGGAAAUGUGCUUUAAUGUGCCCAGCCAGAGGUGGUGUGUUUCUCUGCGGUUUAAGGAAUCAUGGUGUGUCCAAAGUUCAAGUCUACAUGCUUGAGCAUUUCUUCAUCUGUCAUGAGCGUAAACCUAUCACAUAGGGAUUUGUUUCCUCUCUGUUUCUCGCCACAGGAUCUUCGGUGUCAUUGCCAAAAGCCCAGCAGACUCUGAGAAUAUCUGCCACCUCUUUGCAGAAUAUGACGCAGUGCAUCCGGCUUCCCAUAUUGUUGACUUCAUCAAGAAACUUCUACCUGCUGCUUAACGUUGCCCCCAAAUGCUGGGGUCCUCUGUUUCCUAGCAAUGCUGCCCCACCACUCCCUAUACCCCACCCCACCCGGAAGCACAACAGUGCGCUCUUGGUCUUUGAAAGCUCUCUGGGUUGCAUUUCGAAAAGGCUCUGGAGACAAACCAUGGCUGUAUGAGUGUUGUGAGGGCUGCAACAGAAAUGUGGCAGUGGGAAGCAGCAGCAGGUCAUAUGUCCUUGCAGGAAUGAUUCAGUGACUGGAUUGUCUCUCCACAGGAAGGCCAACCGUGUAAUUUCUGGGCUCCUAUUUCAACCAGAAUACUCUUUAGGCCAAUUGAUCAAAAAAGGUGUUUUUCUACCCUGUGGAAAAAAGAUAGUCUUGCAACAUGCAAAGUUGUACUGAUUUGCCUUGGUAAUAGCAAGUCUUUGAGAUAGGUCUGCCAACAGAAAAACCACUACAGGGAUCCAUGCUCAGUUCGUCCCUUGACUGGACUAUUGUAAUGUGUAAAUACUUAAUGAAGAAUAUUUAGAAGCUGCAAUUGCUGCAGAAUGCAGCUGUCAGAGUGUUAAAUGGUUUGGCACCAGCCUGCUCAUGUAAUGAGAUUAGCAGCAGAAGGCCUUCUUGUUGCCCCGUGGUUAGGGGAUACCCACAAUGCAGUGACACAAGAUAGGGGGCCACCAUGGAGAAGGCCCUGUUUAGGGAACUCACUUCCCUUCGCUAUAGGGACGACACUGUCAUUAUUCAACUUUUGUUGCUGGGUAAAUAUACCCUUUUUUCACCCAGCCUUUGAGAGAGGGUUGAGCCGAGAGGGUCAACUAUAAACAUGGCUGCCGUAGUGUUGUUAUUUUGAUACUGUAUAUUAUUCUUAUUAAAUAUAUACUGGACAUAUCAAUAACUUCUAUAUGAAUCUUAUUACUGUAAUCUGCCCUGGAACCAAGAGCGGCUGAAGUGUGGGUUAAAUGAUCAAAAUCGUCAAUUAAUUAAUGUCACCCCAGUUCUGAAAGAUCUGCAGUGGUUGCCUCCUCCAUGUUUGUGUUUGGCUUACAAAAUGGCCUGCUCAGACUGGGUGUAAAGUGAGAUUGAGACUAGAUCCAGAGGCAAGACAAAACAGGGAAAGGAUCAAGCUUGAAGCCAAGAUCCAGCAGCAGUAACAGGCAAUAUGGUGGGGCAGUAGUGCUCACCUAACCGUUGAGCCGCUGAUGCUUACAGGGAAGGAAAGAGCAGGGAGAAGUGAGGCAACAGGGAGGUUGGUGCAGUGCAAACACACCGGCGAAGCUCAUCUGGCACUCCUGCUUGUAAGCUUGCACCGCACCAACCUUCCCACUGCCUCACCCCUUUGUUGUUCUCAGUAAGCAGCAGCAACUUGGCCGUCAGGAGGCCAGGUGAGUGCCACCGCCACACCAUUUGCAGCCAUCAGGCUGUGCUCUGGAAAUUCAGGGCUGUGAUGUUGCUUCAGCAAGAAACAAAUCAAUAUUGAGCCCUGUAGAGCGUCGGCUCUAUCCUAAUGGUUGGCCCCCAUCCACAUUGUAAGGUGCUGCUUUAAUUGAAGGGGUCCGGCCCUCUCCAGGAGUCGUCUUCUGCAGUACAGUAGGGGAGCUUCUGGCCUUUUCCACACUAGAAUACACUGAGACCAGCAUUGCUGCAUCCUCAAGACGUGGGACACUGUCCCCCACACCACACCCUUGUUUGUAUGGUAGCAACACUUCUGGGACUGGCUCUGUGCUCCAGAGAGCUCCAUUCCAUCACCCGAAAUGGACUUGAAUUUCUUUUUGCUUUUAACUUGGUUUUUUUUGUUUUUUUGUUUUUUGCUUUUAUAUGAUGUUAUUUUGGGGUUUAAAUGUUUUUAUAAUGUUGUAAACAGCUAUAAUUUUUUCAAUGAUACUGCAGUAUAUAAAUAUUUUUAUAACUAAGUAAAUAAAUCUGACUUCUGGUCCUG